AUGGGGAAGAAUAGCAAGAAAUCUGGGCAGCCGAUGCUUGGUAGAACUAUUAUCAAAGACAGAUUUCGUGGGAAGAACAAAAGUGGUGGUACUGGUGGAAAACAAAAUUAUUUGCAUACAACAGAAUUAAAUGAUGGUUAUGACUGGGGUCGACUAAAUCUUCAGUCAGUGACAGAACAGAGUAAUUUAGAAGAUUUUCUGUCUACAGCCGAAUUAGCUGGUACUGAGUUCACUGCUGAAAAAUUAAAUGUGAAGUUUGUAGACCCUGCUGGUAAUAUUGGUUUAUUAUCAUCAGAAGAGAAAGAAAAAGUCCAUGAAGCUCAACAGAAACAUAGAAAUCUUUUAAGCAUUCCACGAAGACCAGCAUGGACAGAAAAAACAACAGGAGAAGAACUAGAAAUGUUAGAAAAGGAAUCAUUUUUGCAAUGGAGAAAACUUCUAGCCAAAUUACAAGAAGAAGAACAUAUAAUUAUGACACCGUUUGAAAAGAAUUUAGAUUUUUGGCGUCAGUUGUGGAGAGUAAUUGAAAGAAGUGAUAUUAUAGUCCAGAUUGUUGACGGUAGAAAUCCAUUGCUCUUCCGAUGUAGUGACCUGGAUAAAUAUGUUAAAGAGGUCAAUAAGUCAAAGGUUAACUUAUUGUUGAUAAAUAAAGCAGAUUAUUUAACUAGUAAACAAAGAGAAAGAUGGUCAGAGUAUUUUUCUAAACAUGGUGUAAAGAUAGCUUUUUGGUCAGCUUUAGAGGAAACUACUAGACAAACAGAGUCAAAAGGAAUUGGAGAUACCAAGACAGAAAACAGUGCUACAUCCUCAGAUAAAGUUGUGAAUAAUUCAUCUAAUAUAUUAUGUGGAGAAGAGUUGUUAGAAUUAUUGAAGUCACUACAUACAGGACCCUAUCAUACUGAUCAUGUUCUCACUGUUGGUAUGGUUGGUUAUCCCAAUGUAGGUAAAAGUUCUACAAUAAAUGCUAUAUUAAAAACUAAAAAAGUGCCUGUAUCAGCAACACCUGGUAGAACCAAACAUUUUCAGACAUUGUAUGUGGAACCUGAUUUAAUGUUAUGUGAUUGUCCAGGAUUAGUGUUCCCAUCAUUUGUAUCAACCAAAGCUGAGAUACCACGACAUGUAUUAGAGAUAGUAUAUGGUAUCAAUAUACGGAAACCAGGAGAAGGGGAAGAUCCAAACAGAAAACCAAAUGCUUAUGAACUGCUUAAUGCUUAUGGAGCUAUGAGAGGUUAUAUGACAUCACGGGGUGCACCAGAUGGUCCUAGAUCAGCAAGGUAUAUUAUCAAGGAUUAUAUUAACGGAAAGAUUUUAUAUUGUCAUCCACCACCUGGUAUUGAAUCAAGUGAUUUUCAAGAAGUACAAACGAUUACAAAAUAUCAAGUUAAAAUACCUAUUCCAGAACCACAAGUUAAACCAGAUACUUCUACUAGUAAAACACAGACCAAGUCUAGUUCGUUAGAUAAAGAGUUUUUCUCAAAGAUGUAUGCAGCCUCCCAUGUUAAAGGAGUGAAAUGUAUUCGUGUAGCUGGACGUCCUGAUCUAUCUACCCCAUACAGUAGUCAGCAAUCAUUGAAUACAAUCGGAGAAAAACCAUGGAGACAUCAUCAUAAUAAAAAUAAGAAAGAAAAGUUACGAAAAGUGUACUCUCAUCUAGAUCAACAUGAUUAUUAUUAA
Molecule: messenger RNA, 1674 nt
Organism: Lottia gigantea (owl limpet)
Lineage: Eukaryota; Metazoa; Mollusca; Gastropoda; Lottiidae
Exons: 14
Coding region: 1-1674 (557 amino acids)
Biological process (GO): ribosomal subunit export from nucleus
Cellular component (GO): cytosol
Molecular function (GO): GTP binding; GTPase activity
Source: RefSeq, a predicted model, not a curated record